This is a messenger RNA of Sphaerodactylus townsendi, 4877 nucleotides long. It is a transcript of the gene MSH6, whose product is annotated as mutS homolog 6. Gene Ontology annotation, molecular function: ATP-dependent DNA damage sensor activity; ATP binding; mismatched DNA binding. The transcript is spliced from 8 exons. The record is from RefSeq and is a predicted model, not a curated record. Lineage: Eukaryota; Metazoa; Chordata; Lepidosauria; Squamata; Sphaerodactylidae. Gene Ontology annotation, cellular component: nucleus; MutSalpha complex. Gene Ontology annotation, biological process: mismatch repair. The coding region runs from base 178 to 3762 and encodes 1194 amino acids.
UCAGCUGAGGCGCGCGGUGGAUCCGCCCACCCACCUUCUUCCUUCCGUGGGCGGGGACAAGGGUUUCGCGCGCCGCGGGAGAAGCAGGGCGGGGGGAGCGCCGGACUUUGUUCCUCGAGGGUCGUGACGCCGGCGUUGGCGGCGAGGGCUAGUUCCGCCGGGCCUCCUCCAGCCGCCAUGUCUCGCCAGCGCUCCCUCCUCAGCUUCUUCCCCAAGGCCCCCGCUGCGCACCACAGCCCCCCGCCCAUAGAACAGGACGAGGACGAGGGUGAUGGCGGCGGCGGCGGCGGCAGGAGCUCGCCCUGUCCGGACUCCAGUGGGCCGAAACCUCAACGUGGCGGCCGGGGCCGGCGAAGGACGGGGCUUUUGGGACCUGUUCCAGUUCCCGCUGCCGAAAGUAUCCUCGGUGAACUGGUCCCUGGUGAUUUGGUUUGGGCCAAACUUGAAGGUUACCCUUGGUGGCCAUGCCUUGUGUACAAUCAUCCAACAGAAGGGACAUUUGUCAGAGGGAGAGGAAGAUCUUCCCGCAUCCAUGUACAGUUCUUUGAUGAUACACCAUCAAGAGGCUGGGUUGGUGUCAAAUACAUAAAGCCGUAUACAGGUUCUACUGGCCGGGAAACACAGAGGGGAGGUAUAUUUUACAGCUCAAAGCCUGAAGUUAAAAAAGCAAUGGACUUGGCAGACAUUGCUUUGAAAAAAGAUAAAACCGAACGACUUGAUUUGGCUGUAUGUGACAAACCUUCAGAAAGUGAGGAGGAAGAUGAAGAAGAGAUGGAGCAGGUGAGUGAUGAGGGUGAAGAUUUUGACACUGCUGGGAAUGGGAGAAGAGCUAAAAGGACAGCUGGACGACAGCAGCAUGCUGCAAAAGCCAAAAGGAGGAGAGUGGUCAUGGAUUCAGAUAGCGGCAAUGAAGGUUCAGACAUGGAGUUUAAGCCAGAGCAAGUCAGCAGUGAUGAAGCCAGCAAUGGAGGGGGUGACACGGAGGCAUCUGACGCUGAGGCUGGUCCAAGAAAGGAAGCAGGAAAUUCUGUUAAAACCUUUAAUAAACCACCACAGGAAAAGACAAGCAAACCUCCUCAGAAGGAAAGCUUUAAAAAUGACCUUCUUGCAACUCCCAGAAGAGAAAUUAAUCUGACUUCUGAGAUUAAAAGCAAGCUAACAUCUUUUGCAGCUCCUGAAUGCUUUGAUUUUCAGUCAAGCUUCAAUGGAGGAGGAGGAGUAAGGGACGAUACCAUCCCCACUGCAUGGGAACACGAUAAAAUUGAUUGGCUCCAAGAUGAUAAAAUAAAAGAUGCCCGUAGGAGAAAGAAAAAUGAUCCAGAUUAUGAUCCAGGUACACUGUUUGUGCCAGAGGACUAUCUAAAAAACUGCACUCCAGGAAUGCGGAAGUGGUGGGAGAUGAAGAGUCAGAAUUUUGACUGUGUGAUAUUCUACAAAGUUGGGAAGUUUUAUGAGCUGUAUCACAUGGAUGCUGUUGUUGGGGUUAAAGAGUUGGGACUGGUGUUUAUGAAAGGCAGUUGGGCUCAUUCGGGCUUCCCAGAAAUAGCUUUUGACAGAUUCUCCACAGUUUUAGUCCAGAAAGGUCAUAAAGUGGUCCGUAUUGAGCAGAUGGAGACACCUGAAAUGAUGGAAGCACGUUGUAAAUCUCUGGCUCAUCCAACAAAAUUUGACAGGGUUGUACGAAGAGAAAUAUGCAGGAUCAUUACCAAAGGAACACAAACCUACAGUAUUCUGGAUGGUGACCUUUCAGAGGACCAAAACCGAUACCUUUUGUGUGUGAAAGAAAAACUCGUUGAUUCUGCUUGUUUCCAUCGUAUCUAUGGGGUGUGUUUUGUUGAUACAACAGUGGGAAAGUUCUAUGUGGGUCAGUUCCUGGACGACCGCCAUUGCUCAAGGUUUAGAACUCUUUUGGCUCAUAAUAUUCCUGUACAGAUCCUUUUUGAAAGAGGGAACCCGUCUGCAGAAACACAAAAGAUAUUCAAAGGCUUACUGUCUUCUACUGUGCAAGAAGGCUUGGCUCCUGGUUCUCAGUUCUGGAGUGCAGCCAAAACAUUAAAAACUCUAAUUGAGGAAGGCUACUUCGAGGGCCAGGAAAAUUCCAGCGGUAGACUUCUCCUGCCUCUAGUAAUCAGAUCCAUGACUGCAGAAAGUGACUCACUUGGACUUACUCCUGCGGAAAACAGUGAGUUAGCGCUGUGUGCUCUUGGUAGCUGUGUCUUCUACCUUAAGAAAUGCAUUAUUGAUCAAGAGCUGUUAUCAAUGGCAAACUUUGAAGAAUAUGUUCCUGUAGAUAUUCAUACUACAGACACAACUGUGUCAAGUAGUAUCUUUGCUAAAACUAGCCAGAGGAUGGUGCUUGAUGGGGUGACUCUAGCAAAUCUGGAAAUAUUGCAAAAUGGAACCACUGGUACACUAGAAGGUUCGCUGCUGGAAAAACUUGACAUGUGUUGUACCCCAUUUGGAAGGAGACUCUUGAAACAGUGGCUGUGCGCACCAUUGUGUAAUCCUGCUGCUAUCAAUGAUCGCCUAGAUGCAGUUGAGGACCUCCUGGCUGAGGCUGCCAAAAUGUCUGAAAUCCGUGAUUUUUUGAAAAGGUUGCCAGACCUUGAAAAAUACUUGGGCAAGAUUCACAGUAUUGGAUCAUCCCUUAAGAUCCCAAAUCACCCGAACAACAGGGCAGUUUUGUAUGAAGAGAUGAGGUACAGUAAGAAGAGGAUUGGAGACUUUUUGUCUACGAUAGAAGGGUUUAAAAUAAUCCUUGAGAUUAUCUCAAUUUUGGAAGAUAUCGUUGAUGGUUUUACAUCCAAAACACUUAAGCAAAUAGUAACAGUUAAAACUAAAAAUCCAGCAGGCUGUUUCCCAGAUCUGAAAGCAGAGCUUGAAAAAUGGGAUGCAUCUUUUGACCAUAGUGCUGCACGCAGGACUGGUGUGAUUAAUCCAAAAGCUGGAUUUGAUUCUGAUUAUGACAAAGCAGUGCGGGAGAUAAGUGAUGUUGAGGAGCGCCUCCGUCAGUAUAUGGAAAAACAACGUGAGCUGCUGGGGUGCAGAGCCAUGAUGUAUUGGGGAGCUGGCAAAAACCGGUACCAAAUGGAGAUUGCAGAAAGUGCAUUGCCUAAUAACCUGCCUGAUGAAUACGUGUUAAAGUCUACCAGAAAAGGCUACAAACGUUACUGGACCAAAGACAUAGAAAAGAUGCUGGCAGAGAUCGUGAGUGCUGAAGAACGGAGGGAUGCAGCCCAGAAGAAUUGUAUGAAAAGGUUAUUUUAUAACUUUGAUAAAAACAACAAAGACUGGCGAACAGCGGUGGAAUGCAUUGCUGUUCUAGAUGUCCUAAUAUGCCUGGCAACGUACAGUCAGGGAUGUGAUGGACCAUUGUGCCGACCAGUAUUUAUUCUGCCAGAAAAGAACACACCGCCCUUUCUGGAACUCAGAUCUUCACGCCACCCGUGCAUUAACAAAACCUUUUUUGGGGAUGACUUUAUUCCUAAUGAUAUAUUGAUUGGUGUGGAGAGUGAAAAGCCAGAUUCCUGGACUGAUGCUCGCUGCGUUCUGGUGACUGGCCCUAACAUGGGAGGCAAGUCAACACUCAUGAGACAGGCUGGCCUCCUGGUAAUAAUGGCCCAGUUGGGAUUCUUCGUACCCGCUGAAUCUUGCAGGUUUACUCCUGUUGAUCGAGUGUUCACAAGACUCGGUGCUUCAGACAGAAUUCUAUCAGGUGCGUUUUUAAAUCCUAGAGUAGAGCAACCUCACCUUCAAAAUUAGUACAUAUUGGCUGUGAUUAUUAGAUGUUCUGCUUCCCUCCACCCCCCAGUUGAAUCCGAGUUUUUAAAUGUUCCUGUACUUCAACAACGCUAAUCCAUCGCAGAGGAUGAGGCUUUAAGUAAGAUGCCAGUGUUUUUGAAGUACCAGCAUUUUAGGGUUGGGCAUUUGGUCCAUGCCAUAUAUAGUUAGGUACCUCAAAUGCCAAUUUAUAACAGUAGCAAAAUAUAGUGUUAUUAUUUUACACAGUUGAACACUGUCUCGUUCGUAAUGUAGUCAGGCUUUAAUGCCAUUACAGAAAUUGAGAUGUUUUUCAAUAUAAGGAGUUGCAGGUUUCAAGGACCAGUGUGGUGACUAGGGCAUUAUGCUUGGAUACGGUAAACAGUGAGAUCCCUGCACUGUUGUGGAGCUCACUGUGUGGCCUUAGAAGCAUCAUUUGUCUUUCAGCCUAACUUACCUUAAGAACUGUUCUGAGCUCCUGGGAAACAAGGUAGGAUGCUAAUUCAGCAAACCAAGCUAUUAAUCUUCACAGGGGAUUCAAAUUUGCAACAAGCACUGUGAGGCUCUGGGCAUUUUGUACUUAUUGUAAAAGACUAGACCUGUUUAUAUUACAGAAAAAGCAUGAUCAACUUGCACAUGCAUGCAUAUACUUUGCAAAUGAAACUGGAGCCAGUACCUGGAUAAAUGUAGGGUAUCAAUCACACAUCCAGGUGUUGUACACAGUACUGUAUUCACUGUAACUUGUGAACAGAGCCACUGUCUUGCUAUAAAAAUGUUCCUGGAGCUUUAGCCAAAUGUCUGUACUCUAUUUGCUCUGAAUCUAUACAGUUACCUGUUUCUAAAACGCAUCUAAUUUUGCUUUCUGAAACUAGAUUUCCAUUUAACUUGGCUCCAUUGAGAAAAUAGUUCACCAGUUGUAAUGGUCACGGAUGAGUUGUGAACAGAUUUCUAUUAUUUCCUGUUUAAUAAUUAUUCUCCAGAUCAGAUGUAUAGGCCUCUAUAUAGCAGAAGUUAAUGUCACAAGGUUAUGGUGAGGAUGAAGAAAGCCAUGUCAUUUGUCAGAUUCUGUGCAAAAUCUCAAGUGUCUUUGGAAUGAUUAAAAAUACACUUGUUUUUCC